AUGGGCAGCGAGCGCAGCAGCGCGCGCGCGCAGCGCACCGGCGAGGAGUCCGCCGUGUCGCGGGGUGUGCGGGGCGCGCGGGGGGCGCCGGGGGAGCGCGGCGCGCGGGGGCGCGCGGGCGGCGGGCGCCAGCAGCGAGUAGCGCGCCAGCACGCUGCGCGCGCACGCGGACUCGCACCAGCCCGCGCGCCGCAGCAGCGCCAUCUCCAUUAUACUGCAACACACCGCGCUCACCGUCACACUUACCAAACCACAAUGAUCACUUAA
Molecule: messenger RNA, 267 nt
Organism: Parnassius apollo (apollo)
Lineage: Eukaryota; Metazoa; Arthropoda; Insecta; Lepidoptera; Papilionidae
Source: the annotation of a GenBank genome assembly